This is a messenger RNA of Folsomia candida, 2959 nucleotides long. RefSeq lists its product as uncharacterized. Lineage: Eukaryota; Metazoa; Arthropoda; Collembola; Entomobryomorpha; Isotomidae. The transcript has 3 exons. Bases 1779 to 2675 code for a protein of 298 amino acids. The record is from RefSeq and is a predicted model, not a curated record.
AUAUCAAAUAUGCAAAUCGAAAGCAGCCCUUGAACGUUGACCGACCUGAACAUAAAUACAAAUUGGAUAUAUUUAUUGAUCUAAAUAUUUCAUAAAUAUCAAUCCAAUAUACACUGUAAAAAAAAUUGAGUAAAAUUGCCACCAAGAUUACUAUGGAGUAAAAUUUGCUCCGCCAAAGUUAAAAUUUACUUAAGGUUGAGCAAAAAUCUUUCAAAGCUGGAUAAAUUUUAACUUUUAUUGGGUAACUUUUACCCAAUAGUUGUCUUGGUGGCAAUUUCACUCAAAAUUUAGUGAAUUUUACGCGAUAUUUUUUAGAGUGUAGGGAUUGACAUUGAUAGAAUCACCUUGAGUGACAUGGACAAGGUGACAUGGAUAUUUCUAUAACAUACACUCUCACAAGUACUUCAGGCACACAAGGGUGUACGUUUUUUGUCAGCUUGUCGACGAGAAUCAAAAUUAUUUCCAAAAAUUGCUACCCUGUUUAUUUUUGAGGAUGGAGAAAUAUUUAAAACUUACCACUGAUAGUUUUCGGUCGCCAUCCCUUGGUUUAAUUUCCGUAAUUCUGGAUAAUGAAAAUGACGGCAAAGUCAAAACCUUUUAUCGACGGUGCAGUAGUGGCAACCCGAAAGAACGUGAAGUGCACUGUCGUAAUUCUCUCGUCAAGUUCGCAACUUCCCGCGAUUUCCAGUACAAGUUUCGAGUUUUUAAAAAGAACAGCUCAUCUAUUUUAUUGUACAAAAAAUGACGUAGAUCAUAAUAGUGAUGAUGGCAUCACCUGGAUAAAGGAUUUUGCGUUUCAUUGCCGUUUACCCAAUGUUGAUACAAUGAGUUUGGAGGAAAUUGAAUUUGAAAAAUUAUUUGGAAUUAAUUCGUGUGAUUUCGAUCGUACAAAUUUCCACACAGGAAAAAUUCUCUGGGUGGUUCCUUGGCAUCAUGAAGCUCUGGUUAGGCAACACUUGUAAGUCUCAAAGUUUAUGGUAUGACGUUGCCCCGAAAUCACAAAGGUAGCUGAACCGUACUUGACAGGCUUCCAUCCCUUUAGAGCCAUAACAAGUACCUGAUGUAUGGUAGGCCUUGAAACUUGCAAGUAAAUAUUUUAGACAUACUUCCAUGUCAAGUCGAAGUAAAUUCCUUACUCGUAAAAUAAUUUGGGAAAAACCGUAAAUAUUUUACUUACUUCUCGGUUUUGAGUAUGAAUAUUGUUCAAAAGUCAGAUUAUGUAUUUGACUAACCCGAUUAAUUCAUAUCUGACAAAUUCUUCAUGUGAACCCAGAAUGUUAAUAGUUCUAGAUUUCCCAGGUUUUCAGUCUUCCUAACUUUAGCCAAACAUAAAUUUCUGCUCAACUGUGACGAUCCUGUAUUAAAUUUAUAUUUGUUUCAGAUACUUUUUCAUAAUUUCCAUAAAGAAAUGAUUAUGUUGUGUAGGCUUAAACCUAUAUUUCAGAAGAAACGGGACUGACAAGCACUACAUUUUGGCCCCAGUGUUGUCCCUCUCCCAAAAACUCAAUGCCACCUUAACCCCCGUGAUAUCUGACACUUACGGAGGAAAGAACGCCACGACUGGGCGAUGGACAGGGAUUUUCUCCCACAUACUUUAUAACGAGUGUCACCUCACUCCAUGGUUGACUCUGACUCUGGACCGAGCUGAGAUCUCGGUACCCACGGUCGCCCUGAUACCCGAAGGACUCAGUUUUGUGACCGGACUCUCACAGGAGGAAGGUUCCACCCACCUGCUGGGCGUGGCUAGAGACGGGAUUGGAUUGGAAUUUGCCCUGUUCAUGACGGCCUCAUUUUUUGUGUAUGCCUUGCUGUUGACGAAAGGCUCGUGGAAUGAGUUUACAAAUGCGUUGGCCUUUCUGGCGAUGUGUAUUUUCGAGUUAAGCGUGCCCAGAAGUUAUUACAGCAAAUUCUCUAGCAACCGCUGCUCUCGGUUAAUUCUGACGUUUUGGUUUGGUGCAAUAUUCGUCAUAAGCUCUGACCUCAAGACGGCAUUCAUCUCUAAUCUGACGAAACCCGAGCUCAGCCAUCCCCCGGCGGAUUUUGAACAACUGUACGAAGCCAAAGAGUACAAAAUUGGUUUUGCCUCCAUGAACAGUACGGCAGAGGGGAGUGCCUUUAUCUCCUUGGCGGGUGAAGGAAACCAAAUAAUUUCUCAUCUCAACACCAGAGUAUUCAAGGACUUUCCGAAUUUUGAUGAAGAGUGCUUAAGGAUUACUCAAAAAGCACGCCACGUUUGCAUGGGCUCCCUUCAUGGCCUGAUCCCUGAAGCGAUUGAGGAACUUGUGACGAAUCGAGGCAGGAAAUUGUUUCGUCUGGCAAAAUCACCCUUCAUCUCUUUCCACACGGUGGGUUUCGUAAGUAUGAAGAUGCCCCACAUUCUUCCCACGUACAACAGGAUUCUCCUCAAAUACAUGGAGUCUGGCGUGAUGGAUUACCUUUGGGAGGGUUACAAUGAGCAGAAGAAAUCCCUCGGGAUAAAAGUGGCGAAUGAGAGGGAGGUAAAAAGGCAGAGGUUUCCGUCAGAAGUGGAGUCCGUGCCGGAGAGGGGUCAGGAGAUUUACGUCACCACGAUAGGUGUUGGGGUAUGCGGACUUUUGGCGGUAGUAACUUUGGCAGGGGAAAGGUCUUCGGUGGUAGGAAGUUUUAGAAAAGUUUGGCUUAAGUGGAAGCAAUGAAAUAAAAUUAUGUAUUAUGCUACAUAUUUAUUUACUUGACCAAGAGGGAACUUUGAAUGUUGGGUUUACGUAACCCUAUCGCUACUAAUUGUGAAUACAUUGGAAAUAUAUGUAUUGUCCGCAACCUUGGAUAAAAGUAGGUUUGUUUGACAAGGCGACAUACAUACAUAGAGGCAUACGAAAAUAAAUAUGAUGUAGGUAUAUUAUAUGAAUUUAUUUUAUUCUCACAUAUUUUACACAAUUCAUUCACCAAAUAUCCACUUUGUGGGACUUACAGUGUUACA